Molecule: messenger RNA, 3641 nt
Organism: Colossoma macropomum (tambaqui)
Lineage: Eukaryota; Metazoa; Chordata; Actinopteri; Characiformes; Serrasalmidae
Gene: lix1l
Product: limb and CNS expressed 1 like
Exons: 6
Coding region: 182-1231 (349 amino acids)
Biological process (GO): autophagosome maturation
Cellular component (GO): cytoplasm
Source: RefSeq, a predicted model, not a curated record
UUAUCCCUAAACGACUUUUCCUGAAACACAGGAAAUCCAGCCUACAUGCCUCAUCCAGCAGAAACGGAGCAGCAGCGACUUUAUUUACCCCGGAUUUUUUAAACAAAGCGACACGUAGACGAGGCGCUCUGCCCCUUUACUCUCUGAGCUCCAGGCUGCUUCACCCCUCCGCCCCAACACAAUGGAGUCUCUCCGCCAUCAGCGCCUCCAGCCCGGGGUUAGCGGGACCCUGCGCGCCUCCCUCCGGCCUGGAGUCUCCCCGGGCUCCCGCAUGUCCCCCCAGGCUCCGCCGGGCCCUCUGCCCGGGUGCUCUGGGCCUCCGCCCCCGCUGCCGCCGCUUUCCAGCCUCGGGGCUGCGGGCCUGGGCUCCAUGGACAUGGCGGGGCUGGGGUUCGGGCUGUGCAACCCGGCCAACACUACCAACCCGGCCGUGCUGAGGGAGGCCGUGGACGCGGUGGUCCGGAGCUUCGCCAAACACACUCAAGGAUACGGCAGAGUGAACGUGGUGGAGGCCCUGCAGGAGUUCUGGCAGAUGAAGCAGUCUCGUGGUGCUGACCUGAAGAAUGGAGCUCUGGUGGUGUACGAGAUGGUUCCGUCCAACAACCCUCCGUACGUCUGCUACGUCAGUCUGCCUGGAGGAAGCUGCUUCGGGAGCUUUCAGUUUUGUCCAACGAAAGCCGAAGCGCGACGGAGCGCAGCCAAAAUAGCGCUGAUGAACUCCGUCUUCAACGAGCAUCCAUCCCGCCGCAUCACAGACGAGUUCAUCGAGAAGAGCGUGUGUGAAGCGCUGGCCUCCUUCAAUGGAAACAGAGAAGAAGCAGAUAACCCUAAUACAGGGAUUGGGGCUUUUCGCUUCAUGCUGGAGUCCAACAAAGGCAAAUCCAUGCUGGAGUUCCAGGAGCUGAUGACUGUUUUCCAGCUGCUGCACUGGAAUGGAAGUCUUAAAGCCAUGAGAGAGAGGCAGUGCUCUCGCCAGGAGGUGCUGGCCCAUUACUCCCACCGAGCGCUGGACGAUGACAUGCGGACGCAGAUGGCGGCGGACUGGGUGAGCAGAGAGCACAGCGUUUCCGGAACGAUCAGCAGAGAGCUGGCGGCCACCGAGCGCGAGCUGGAGGAGGCCAGGCUGGCCGGACGCGAGCUUCGAUUCUACAAGGAAAAGAAGGACAUUCUGAUAAUGGCCUUAGGGCAGCUUGGUGGGUCCAACACCACCACACUGCCCUGCUCAUGCUGAAGAGCGAACAGCGGCGCGGGCUGUGAGUAGAAUAUGAAGGACAUCGUAAUGUGGUGAGAGACAAUUCACCAAAUCUCAUUAACAACAAUCUGGGUUUUUAUAUACAAACAAUUCAUAAUCGUUAAUGACAUUGGAUUCUAAAUAUUCAACAGUGACCAAAAGGUCAGAUUUCCUGUGUUUGGUCAGAGAUUUUUUUUCAAGAAGUUAAUGAAGUAAUUGUGAAGGAAACCAGUGAAGCAUUUAACACAUAGAAAACCUUAGAGCUCAAAGCAGCGCUGAGAAAAGUGCAUUGAAUUUACUUGAUGCAAAUGUGUACAUUGGAUCCACAUUAGUAAAAUAUGUGUAAAAAUAAAAAUUAUUGUUUUUGCUGUUGGUAAGAAGUAUUAAAAUUGCAGUUAAUAAUAUUAAUAAUAAUAAUAAUAGCAACACCUCAACACUAUAGAGAUCACCAAGUGACACCCUAGCAACCACCAUGGAUACAUUAGCAGCUGCUGACCAACAACCUAUAAAUCACUUAAAAUACCUUAGCAACUGUAUAGCAAGACCAUAGCACCUAGAAUACCAUAGCAACCACCAAGCAAAACUCGGGCAAUAACAUGGAAUAUCAUACUGAAUAGCAACUGCCUAGCAACACUUGAGGUACCAUAGCAACCACCUGCAGAACCAUAGCAACCACUUAGCAACAAGCUAACAACCACCCAGAAAACCACAGAAACCUACUAGCAACACCAUAGCAACUGCCUAGCAACACCCUAGCUACAACCUGAGGUACAAUAGCAACCGCCUGCAGAACCCACUUAGAAACCACUUAGCUAACAACCACCCAGAAAACCACAGAAACAAACUAGCAACACCAUAGCCUCUGCCUAGCAACCACCUGCAGAACCACAGCAGCCACUUAGCAACAAGCUAACACCCUAGAAGCCACCUAAAAUACCCCUCAAAACCACAGAAACCAGCUAGCAACACUAUAGCAACUGCCUAGCAACUCCCUAGCAACCACCUGCAGAACCGUAACAAGCUAACAACCACCCAGAAAACCACAGAAACCAACUAGCAACAUCAUUGCAACCACCUGGAAUAGCACAGCAACCACAAACAACUAAACAAUAAACAUAAACCAAACAACAUCAUAAACAGCCCAUUAACCUUAUUUGGUGCUAUAUAAACCCAAUUAACUCAAAAACAGUCUACAGCUUUCACUUGUUUGAAGCUUCUGUCGUAAUUGUUACUAUUAUUGAUAAAAAGCCUGUCUUUUUGGCAGUAAUUACGUCUGUGUAAUAUACUUUAUUCAUGUGGAAAUUAUGUACACGUUUGAAUCAGUGCUCUCUUUUUCCAGUGAACGCAGUGCUGCUUUAUAAAUCCUGCAUCAGUAUUACAUAUUAUCGUGCAGUAUUGACCUCACCACUGAUCUGAAUGUAUCGUACGCACAUGCUUUAUCCAUGUGCACGUUUUUUUUACGUAAUAGGAGGAGGGUAAGAGUUACAGAUCACACUCUGGUUUGAGUUUCCUUGGCUUGUUCCCCCACACAGCUGUGAGAGAUGCUCUCGUCUCGUGUUUAAGCCUUUCAGCAUCUGGGAUCGUUUAUAUCUGAGGUGUGGCUCUGCUGUCGUUCUGAUCACUCAGCGCUAUGCAGAUUUACAGAUUUCCUGCCAGUUCCACUGAACUCCACUCACAUAAUCCUCCUGAUUGAGAAGGAAGCCUGUACUCUGUGUUCUGCGGCCAGCUAUGUUUUUAUUCUCGUGAAGCUGGAAGGUUUUAGCAGUUCCCUUCAGGCAAUGUCAUUUCAAAAGCUUGAGCGUUUCUACUCUGUUCAUAUCUUCUGUGUAUUGAUGCUUUUCUUCACAUUUUUGCCUGUAUUAGCUUCGCUCACCAAAGCACUGCCUUUACGUUGUAUCUGCAGACAUUCUGAUGUGUUGUAGGGGUGGGCAAUAUGACAUUUAAUCGUUAUUGUGAUACAUUUCAUCACAAUAGUCUUUUCUAUUGGUAUGAUGUGUGUGGUCAGUACUUAACUGAACAACUGCAUGGAUCAUACGGUUAAUCAGGGGCUCCCAUGCGGUGCAGCUGUCUGAGAUUUCGUCUGUUUCGUGAGUUUUAAUCAUGAAAGAAUAAUCUUUAUCACAAUACGUCAUGUCCUGUUUAAAGGGAUAGUUCAGUGAAAAAUUUCAACCCCCCAGUUUGCACCUUUGCCCAAAUGUGGUCAGUCAGCCAGGCGUGUGUAGUGUCUGAAUUUUCCUCUUUUAGUUGUGGCACUGGAGCUGUGGCUAUGAUUACAUGCAAAGGUUUUUAGAUUAAGACUGAGGUGUUUAUUCUCACUCUACUCAACAAUCUCCGUUUACAUGCUCACUACAAGUGAUCAGAUCCAAAAUUAUGUGCAUGCAUAGAGAACCGCUUUGUGUAGACGUUACCA